AUGCAAAUUGAAGCAAUCCCAAUGAGAUGGGGUUCAGGAGAUAACUAUGCUUAUUUAUUAAUAGAUGAUAAAUCUAAAAAUGCAUGGUUAAUUGAUCCAGCUCAGCCAAAAGAAGUAUUACAAUAUUUGAAACAACAUAAUCCUAAAUACGAACUUAAGGCUAUUGUGAAUACACACCAUCAUUAUGAUCAUUCAGACGGUAAUAAAGAAUUUCACAAUCGUUACCCAGAUUUACCAAUUAUAGCUGGAAAGGAUUCACCAUUAGUUUCAUAUACACCUCAACAUGAAGAAGUCAUUGAUUUAGGUGAUGAUUUAUCAAUCACAGCGUUACAUACUCCGUGCCACACGCAAGACUCCAUCUGUUAUUUUGUAAAAGAUGGUAAAACUGGUGAAAAAGCAGUGUUCACAGGUGAUACGUUGUUUAUUAGUGGUUGUGGUCGAUUUUUCGAAGGUACUGGUGCAGAAAUGAACCACUCACUUAAUUCCGUGUUGGCCAAAUUACCAAAAGAUACUAAAGUAUACCCUGGUCAUGAAUAUACUAAAUCAAAUGUUAAAUUUUCUAAAACUAUUUUAAAUAACGAAGCUAUCAACAAAUUAGCUGACUAUUGUAAUCAACAUGAAAAAACUACUGGAAAGUUUACAAUUGGUGAUGAAUUACAAUUUAAUCCCUUUAUGAUGUUACAAGAUUCUCAAGUGUUGGGGAAAGUUGGUGGACUAACUGAAUCUGAUGAUAUUAUGGAUAAAUUACGUGAAAUGAAAAAUAAUGCUUGA
Messenger RNA from Lodderomyces jiufengensis, 771 nucleotides. It is a transcript of the gene GLO2, whose product is annotated as hydroxyacylglutathione hydrolase. The transcript has a single exon. The record is from RefSeq and is a predicted model, not a curated record. The coding region runs from base 1 to 771 and encodes 256 amino acids. Gene Ontology annotation, molecular function: hydroxyacylglutathione hydrolase activity. Lineage: Eukaryota; Fungi; Ascomycota; Pichiomycetes; Serinales; Debaryomycetaceae.